This is a messenger RNA of Triplophysa dalaica, 2775 nucleotides long. It is a transcript of the gene rhpn1, whose product is annotated as rhophilin, Rho GTPase binding protein 1. The record is from RefSeq and is a predicted model, not a curated record. Gene Ontology annotation, biological process: signal transduction; negative regulation of stress fiber assembly. Gene Ontology annotation, molecular function: protein binding. Lineage: Eukaryota; Metazoa; Chordata; Actinopteri; Cypriniformes; Nemacheilidae. Bases 58 to 2085 code for a protein of 675 amino acids. The transcript has 17 exons.
GUAAAAUAGACACAUCUACGCGCUGAGGCAACAAGUGGAUUUAGGGAUUUCGUGUUAAUGUGUGUAAAGAGAGAAAGUUGUGCAGGUGAACUGAUGAUGUCUGAUUCUGGAUCAGAUGAAGAUGUUUAUGGUCUCACAGCUGAGGAGGGGGGAUCAACAGAAUCCGUACGCAAGGGAUGUGACCCUCUGGUUUCAACCCAGCGCAGCAAACUGCAGCAGCGGAGAGCUAAACUCAACCAGCAGAUCAACCGUGAGCUCCUUAUGCGCACCGGAGCAGAAAAUCUCUACAGAGCAAGCAGCAAUCAGAAGGUAUUGGAGACUGUGGCGUUAGAGUUGAGCUUUGUCAACUCAAACCUUCAACUUCUCAAAGAGGAACUGGAGGAACUGAACAGCACCAUGAACGUUUAUCAGACUGAGAGUGAGACAGUUAAUGUUCCCAUGAUUCCACUGGGGUUGAAGGAGACUAAAGAGAUUGAUCUGACAGUCCCGCUUCAGGAUUUCAUCAGCGAACAUUAUGGUGAGGAUUCCUCUCUAUACCUGAACCAAAUCCAUGAGUUCAUGGAGCUUAGACAGGCCAUGCGAACUCCCACUCGGAAUGAUUCGGGCCAGGAGCUGCUGAUGGAAUAUUACAAUCAGCUCUAUUUCCUGGACCAGCGCUUCUACUCGCCUCACAGAACUCUGGGAAUUCAUUUCCACUGGUAUGAUUCACUGACUGGGGUGCCGUCGGUUCAGAGAGCGCUGGCGUUCGAGAAAGGAAGCGUUUUGUUCAACAUCGGAGCGCUUCAUACUCAGAUUGGAGCCAGACAGGAUCGCUCGACGAUGACUGGCGUUCAGAACGCCAUCGAUGCUUUUCAGAGAGCCGCAGGUGCGUUUCUCUUCUUGCAGGAGAAUUUCUCUCACGCACCCAGUCUGGAUAUGAGCAGCUCGGCUCUGAGCAUGCUGGUCCGGCUCAUGGUGGCUCAGGUUCAGGAGUGUGUGUGUGAGAAAGUCAUACUGAACGCACAUGACAACCAUCUGAAUGUGUUACUGCAAGCGGCACAGGAGGCAGCAAGGGUAUCAGACGUAUAUUCUCUGGUUCUUCAGGCCAUGUCAGUACCAUUGCUGAAAGAUUAUGUUCCUUUCUCCUGGAUCUCAAUGGUUCAGGUGAAAACGCAUCAUUUCCGAGCACUCGCUCAUUAUUACACGGCUGUGGCCCUGUGUGACUGCUCAGGUAUGAGAUAUGAUGAUGACGAUGAUGAUGAAGGUCGAGAGAUUAAAGCUCUCAUACAGAUUCACACCAGACGCCCAGACAAACUCAACCUUCAGGAUCCAGAGGACAAACGCAGACUUGGUAAAGCUCAUCUCCGUAAAGCCAUCAUGCGGCACGAGGAAGCCCUGCGUCUUCACGGCGUGUGUAAGAUGCUUCGUAAGAUGGACAUCCUGCAGGAGGUUCUGUCACGAGCUCACGCGCGCUCCCUGGAGAAAUACUCCGAUAUCGAUCAGGAAGACGACUUUUGUGAGGUCGCCGAGGCUCCAGAGAUUCAGUCUCACACACAACAGAAGCCUGAUAUUAAAGCUCCUGAUUUCAGUGCGGUCAGAGUGACUGAUAUUUUCCAUCGACUGGGUCCACUGACUGUGUUUUCUGCUCGGAGCCGAUGGCACAGGAAUCACGUUUGCUUAGUUCGAGGAGAGGCGGGACUAGGACUUACACUUCGAGGUGAUGCGCCGGUUCUGGUUGCCGGGGUGUUGCUAGGGGGAUGUGCUGCGGAGGCGGGGCUCCGUGAGGGCGAUUACAUCAUAGCCGUUAAUGGUGUCGACUGCAGGUGGGCGGAGCAUGCAGAGGUCGUUCACGCCCUGAAGAGCUGCACAGAGAGAGGAGUAGAGCUCGACGUCAUCACGCUACAAACACACGAGAUGGAGAGAAGGACGAUUCUUUCACCCACCAGUGAUAAACAGACUCAGCCAUGCGGUUCAAGGAAGCAGGGCCGGGAUUGUGAGCGUUCUUCGUGGAACUGGAGCUGGAGGAGCGGUGGAGUCACUAAAAGAUUCGGAAGCAAUUUCAGUUUUUCCUUUGGAAACUUCCAUGAAGGUGAAUCCAUGUACUAAGGAGAAGAUAAGCACUAUUUUAUCUUCUGAAAACUGACUACACAAAUCAAUCCAACAGAGCACACAUGAUUUCAUGCUUAUAUGCGGUUAGAUUUAAAGAGCUGAACAAAAAUCACGUGGCACAAAACUAGAUUAAAUUAAGAGAAGUAAAGCAGCACACUGAGGAGGUGUUUCUCAGAGGGGAUGAGCGAUGUUCUUACAUGUGUAGCUGAAUGAUGUUUUAUGGAUAAAAAGUAUGAAAGCGAGUGUCAUCUGCACUGAAAUGAUGGUAGAGGUUUAUUCACAACUAUCUUCACUCUUUCUUAAAUGAGCAUCAUUGCAUCUUUAAAAUAAAGGAUGCUAUUUUUAUUUGAUGAAAACACAUUUUGAUAAGUUUCUACAUAGUCUGUGGGGCCACUGUAAAUAUAUCAUAAUGCCCUUGCACACCAAAUGUUUUAGAACUCACAUGCUUAGUCUGUCUCGGGUUUGUCUGUUUAAUGCUGCUGUCAACAUCACAAAAGGACAAUAAUAAUCACACAACACAUGAAUGAGACACAGCAAGACCUUCAAGAAAUGAAAAGAAAAUGUUUGACUCGAACCAAUUUUGGUUUAUAUUGUUAAGAGUUAGGAGGUUUCUGUAUUAUGUAUUUUUGCACAGAAAAAAUAGUUUGUUGUUGUUUUGUGUGUUAAGACAGAGUCAUUCUUGUUUUC